Molecule: messenger RNA, 990 nt
Organism: Bipolaris zeicola 26-R-13
Lineage: Eukaryota; Fungi; Ascomycota; Dothideomycetes; Pleosporales; Pleosporaceae
Exons: 1
Coding region: 1-990 (329 amino acids)
Cellular component (GO): cytosol
Molecular function (GO): aldose reductase (NADPH) activity
Source: RefSeq, a predicted model, not a curated record
AUGGCUCCCCUUGCCAACCAAAAGACCUACAAGCUCUACAACGGCGUCACCAUCCCCGCCGUGGGCUUCGGCACCUUCGCCAGUGAGGGCGCAUCCGGCGAGACGUACGCCGCCGUAACCACCGCACUCAAGACGGGCUACCGCCACCUCGACUGCGCCUGGUUUUACCAGAACGAGGAGGAGGUCGGCGCCGCCGUGCGCGAUUUCCUCAAGGAGAACCCCAGCGUCACCCGCAAAGAUCUCUUCAUCUGCACAAAAGUCUGGAACCACCUCCACGAGCCCGAUCAAGUCAAAUGGAGCUUCAACAGCAGCUUGACCAAGCUGGGCAUGGACUACAUUGACGCCUUCCUCGUCCACUGGCCCAUUGCCGCCGAGAGCGACGACAACCACAUGCCCAAGAUCGGCGCCGACGGCAAAUACAUCAUCAAGAAGGACCUCACAGAGAACCCCGAGCCCACAUGGCACGCCAUGGAGGAGAUCUACGAGUCCGGCAAGGCCAAAUCCAUCGGCGUCUCCAACUGGACCAUCGACGGCCUCAAGAAGCUCCUCAGCUUCGCAAAGGUCAAGCCCAUGAUGAACCAAAUCGAAAUCCACCCUUUCCUGCCCAACUCAGACCUCGUCAAGUUCUGCCAGGACAACGACAUCCUCGUCUCGGCCUACUCACCCCUCGGCUCCCAGAACCAAGUCCCCAGCACGGGUGAGAAGGUGCGUACAAACGCCAAGCUCAACGAGGUUGCCCAGCGCAGCGGCUACGACCUAGCUCAGGUCCUGCUGGCCUGGGGUCUGCAGCGCGGCUACGUCGUCCUGCCCAAGAGCUCCACCCCCUCGCGCAUCCAGAGCAACUGGAACAUUCCCGAGCUCAGCAAAGAGGACUUUGACGCUGUCGAGGAGGUUGCAAGGGGCAGGCACACGCGCUUUGUUAAUAUGAAGGAUACCUUUGGCUACGACGUCUGGCCUGAGGAGACCGAUGGUGGAGAGCUCAAGAAGUAA